AUGGUUUUGCUGCUGAGCAUUGCAUGUGUGGGGGUGGCGAUUGGAGAGACUCCUGGUCCUGAGGGAGGUACUCAUCGUUCUUCGGGGAAAAAUGGUGAAACCGGCCCUCAAGUUCCUUCUGGUCCUACUGGACCUUUAGGUGAUAGAGGGAGUACUGGUGGAUCUUUGACACAUUCUGCUUCUUCUACUUGUCCUUCAGCUACUGGUGGUGAAAUUUCUGCGGUUGAUGGCCGUACCUGUGAUUCUCAUACUUCUUCUGCUGUCCGUUCUGGUGGUGGUGAUGAUAGUGGAGGUCAGGGUGCAGGGCAGCAGGUACAAGAAACAUUGGGUGACCAUACAGAUGAGGAGAGUGCUGGCAACGGUACUGACGAUAAUCUCGCCGAACCAGGGCAGAAGGAUAAAGCACAAACAGGCAGUGCUGAACAAAGUAAGCAAUUAAAGGAAGCUGGUAAAGCAGCAGGGAGCCCUUCCGUUGGCGACAAAAGAGACGCUGAGAAUACUGAUUCCCAAACUGAUGCAAGGGUUACUACACAAUCAACAGGGAACCCAACUAACGGUUCGCAUUCAGAAGAACCUUCAGCUCCCACCCAGCAAACGAAUACAAGUGACACUUCUUCUGGCAGUUCAUCUGCGGAGAAUGCU
This is a messenger RNA of Trypanosoma theileri, 642 nucleotides long. RefSeq lists its product as uncharacterized. The annotation marks the transcript as partial. NCBI's taxonomy places the organism in Eukaryota, Euglenozoa, Kinetoplastea, Trypanosomatida, Trypanosomatidae. The transcript has a single exon. The record is from RefSeq and is a predicted model, not a curated record.